Cladocopium goreaui is the source of this 684-nucleotide messenger RNA. Lineage: Eukaryota; Dinophyceae; Suessiales; Symbiodiniaceae. The record is from the annotation of a GenBank genome assembly.
AUGGAUUCCCACCCUUCCAGGGGCCGGCUGGCCAGAAGGUGCACUGAAUUUAUUUCAGGACGAGCCAAGAGGAUACCGUCGACUCGCAGGUUGCUCUUCUUAGUGGCCCCGGGAGUUGACGCCAUCAGCUCUGCGGAUUGCUGGGUUGGAGGUUGGACUCCUGAAAUCUGCUGCAGCGCACCUGGUGCCAAAGGCAAUCCGCUUUGUUGGGAUUCAGUCUUUACCUUUGACAGAUGCUGCACAGAAACGGAGGAGGGCAUCCAGUUUGAUCUUCGCCGUCGAAACUUUGUGGCCGACAUGGUUAGGAGGGGGGCCACUGUGCACUUUGACAUCCGACAUGUCUCUGGUGGACGCACAGGGGCCGUAGCUUCCAGGGCGCUUUCUGCUCGAUCAACCGUUCUGAGAGUGCCAUCGACACAGGUUUUUUCGCUGAAGAGCGUGCAUGCGGCGGUCAUAGAAGCUUCCAGGCAGAAUAGCUGUGAUGCACAUGCAGUUUUGGGCCUGGGCUUGGCUUUGGAAAGGGUCAACCCAAGUUCAGUUUUGGCAGACUGGAUCAAGCUUCUGCCUCUUACCUUUGCAAACGUUCUUUGGUUUUCUGCCAGGCCAUUAAGCGAAAGAACAAUUGCGACACACCAGUGUCAUGCAGAUGCCAGGAUUGUUCAGGAGAUAUCGGUGCAAUUCUGA